Molecule: messenger RNA, 5886 nt
Organism: Aquila chrysaetos chrysaetos
Lineage: Eukaryota; Metazoa; Chordata; Aves; Accipitriformes; Accipitridae
Gene: STK38
Product: serine/threonine kinase 38
Exons: 14
Coding region: 1313-2710 (465 amino acids)
Biological process (GO): peptidyl-serine phosphorylation; intracellular signal transduction
Molecular function (GO): protein serine/threonine kinase activity; ATP binding
Source: RefSeq, a predicted model, not a curated record
CUCGCCUCUCUCCAGCCGCUUCGCCUGGCUUGGCGGCGCCGGGACCCCGCCGUCGCCUUCGGCUCCUCGCCGCCCCCCUCCCGGGGGGCUCCGGAAGCGAAAACCAGAGGCAUGGCUUUCGCACCUGCCUGCUCACAGCACGCAGGGCUGUAACUCUCCAUCUCCUCGGGGGUGCGCGGAGAAGGUGACCUGCCACUCGUGUGGUGUCACUCGGAGCCGCUCCUCCAUCCAGGCUGAGUUCCAUCUCAAAAAAACAUAUAGCUGGAGGUUCUUCCCGGCUCCCACGUUAUCUUUUCUGUGAACGAGCCUGUAAGAGCAGCAAACAAAAUAGUUGGCGUCUGUAAAGGACGCGAUUUGCAAAGGCAUGGUAAUGAUGCUUUGUGAAGAUCUGCAAAAAGUAAACAGAAAAGAAUAACUCAUAAACUGUUGCCAGCGCCCGGGCAUUGUAAAAACGGGAAGCGUGUCUCUAACCUAUAUUAGUCUGCAAUUUCGAGUAAUAGUUGCAAAACUCGCUUACCUUACUGUGAGUUACACUGUGACCAGGGGAACUAAGACUAAGAGGUGGUUUUACACUUGAAAUCUUUGCAUUUUAAUGCACUUUAGAAAGGAGAGCUGUGUUGUAUAAUAUGUCCCAAAGCUGUGCUACUGGUUGGAAGUGGCAUACUCUGAUAUAUUUAUUUCUUAAGACAAUCCAGUACGUAAGUGUAGGAUACUUACACUAAGUUUUGGGUUUUUUUUCAACUACAACUUGUUCAAAGGUAUUUUGCCAGAUUUCUGUGUGAAAGCAUCUAAUAAAAGCGAGACUGCUCGAAAGCAACUAAAUGCCUUUCUUUCCUCGUCCUCAGUUGCUCCAUUAUUGGGCUGGCUUUCAGGAUUUUGAUCUUCUCACAGCAGAAGAGACAGCAGGCAACUGAUGGAGUUAUUUCCGCAAGGGUCACAGGAAGAGGAACUUCUGGAUUAGAUGUUUCAGUGUGAUAUUUCUGAAUUUUUAACAUUUAUUAAAGAUAGAAUAUCUCGGGAGAAAUAAACACUUGCAGUACUGCCUGAAACUGUGGUUUUUGAGGCAUCAUGUUUCUUAAGUUUCCUUCCCUCUUAUUUUCAGAUCAAAAAUGUUCAAAACAGGAAGUUUGACUUGUACCUUUUAUUUUGUAAGACUUUUCCUUACUUAGUUGAGACAACUGGGCUGUUAGCAUUUGUUGCUAAAAUCUUAACUCUGUGAUUCAGCAUCGCUGAAUUGCUUGCAGCUCUUGUUUGAAGGUUAUUUGUCAUUUAUAAUGUUAAAUGUUUCCUCCCUUUUUCUUUCCUAAUAGCCAUGGCAAUGACAGGUCCAACACCAUGCUCAUCCAUGAGUAAUCACACCAAGGAGCGAGUUACAAUGACAAAGGUGACAUUAGAAAACUUCUACAGCAAUCUCAUCGCACAGCAUGAAGAACGAGAGAUGAGACAAAAGAAGCUAGAACAAAUGAUGGAAGAAGAAGGCUUAAAAGAUGAAGAGAAAAGAAUCAGGAGGUCAGCACACGCACAAAAGGAAACAGAGUUUCUUCGCCUAAAGAGAACAAGGCUUGGUUUGGAAGACUUUGAGUCUUUAAAAGUAAUAGGCAGAGGGGCUUUUGGAGAGGUGCGACUUGUCCAGAAGAAAGAUACGGGGCAUGUUUAUGCAAUGAAAAUACUACGUAAAGCUGAUAUGCUUGAAAAAGAGCAGGUUGGCCAUAUUCGUGCGGAGCGGGACAUUCUAGUGGAGGCAGACAGUUUGUGGGUUGUGAAAAUGUUCUAUAGUUUUCAGGACAAGCUAAACCUCUACCUUAUCAUGGAGUUCCUGCCUGGAGGUGAUAUGAUGACACUGUUGAUGAAAAAAGACACUCUAACAGAAGAAGAGACACAGUUCUACAUAGCUGAGACCGUGCUAGCCAUUGAUUCUAUUCAUCAGCUGGGUUUUAUCCAUCGGGACAUAAAACCAGACAACCUUCUUCUGGACAGCAAGGGCCACGUGAAACUCUCAGAUUUUGGUCUGUGUACUGGACUAAAGAAAGCCCACAGAACAGAAUUUUAUAGAAACUUGAACCAUAGUCUUCCUAGUGACUUCACUUUCCAGAACAUGAAUUCCAAAAGGAAAGCAGAGACUUGGAAGAGAAAUAGACGGCAGUUGGCUUUUUCUACGGUGGGUACUCCGGAUUACAUUGCCCCUGAAGUUUUCAUGCAGACCGGAUACAACAAGCUUUGUGACUGGUGGUCACUUGGGGUCAUCAUGUACGAGAUGUUGAUCGGUUAUCCACCAUUCUGUUCUGAGACUCCUCAAGAAACAUAUAAGAAAGUAAUGAAUUGGAAAGAGACUCUGACAUUUCCUCCAGAAGUCCCAAUAUCUGAUAAAGCAAAGGAUCUUAUUUUAAGAUUUUGCUGUGAAUGGGAGCACAGAAUUGGUGCAUCUGGUGUGGAGGAAAUAAAGAGUAACCCAUUCUUUGAAGGGGUUGAUUGGGAGCAUAUCAGAGAGAGACCUGCUGCAAUUUCAAUAGAAAUUAAAAGCAUUGAUGAUACCUCAAACUUUGAUGAAUUUCCAGAAUCUGAUAUCCUUAAACCAACAGUGGCAACAAGCAACCAUCCAGAGACUGACUACAAGAACAAAGACUGGGUUUUUAUCAAUUACACCUACAAGCGUUUUGAAGGUCUGACGGCCCGAGGAGCAAUACCAUCCUAUAUGAAAGCAGGAAAGUAAUAAAUCUUUACCUGGGACAACUUCUGAGCCGUGGAAUUCUGUUCCUGUACUUUGGGCUUAUACCCAUAAAAGAACUUUUUCUUUUUUUUUAAAAGAAAACUUGAGGGCUAUCAACUCUUGGAGAAGACUUCAGGACCCUGAUUUGUUACACACCCUGUUUGUUACUAAGGAUUUUUUCUUUCUGCGCCAUUGAAAAAUUCCACAAAAUGUUUGCAUCAUCUCUGCUGGAAGCAUGUUUUGCUGCUUCAGGAGCAAGAGUUUCAGUUUUCUUUUUAAAUUCUUUGCCAGAUUGUAUAGUCCAUCAGGAGAUGAGAGCAAGCCUUCACUCUGACAUUGCAAAUCACCUGAUGUUUAUAUGGACUGUUUUGCUAGUCCUCCAUUAAGUGACAAACUCAAUCUGCCAAUUCUGCCAGCACUGUUUUCCCAGUGGCUAAGGACUUCAGUACAGAGGAAACAAAGCAAUAAUUAAAGCUUGAGAUAGACAACUCUCCAGUAAGCUAUCUUGUAGAAGGAUACAACUCGUAUUGCCUUAACCUUAGUUUGUAGUGCUGUUUUUUAUAAUGCUACUUGGAAGCCUCUUUAAUAGCAUUUCUCAACUCUGUUGCAGUGGCCUCCAGUUGCAGUGCACUUUACUUUUGGUACUAAGACAGUGACCGUCAAGCCAUUUAAUAUUUUUUCUAAAUUAAAAAAUUGUGCAACACUUUUUCUUUUCUAGACAGUGAUAGGAGAAACGGGCCACUCCCUCCACCAAGCGCCAACAGUUUUCAGUUACUGUAUGAAAAGAUGGAUCCGUAAACAAUGCAGAUAAUAAAAACUACAACUGGUAACGCAAGUGGAUCUGGAGUUAGAGCAGAGAGGGAGGGAAAUUAUUUAACCUGAUCCUUGGUGGGGCAUCUUGUGUACAGCUGGGUCAGCCAUGAGGCUUCCCGUUCCUGCUGCUGCCAUCUUUUGGCCACUUCUAAGAUCUGCUGCAUCUCCAUCGGUUUAAAGACAAAACCAUCUUCUGUGGCCUCUUUGAUCUUGGUUUUGAGCAGAACAGUAUCAGAUUCUUCUGUGAGUGUUGCUGAUGGAGGCCUCCCUGGCUUUUCCUUACAGAGCUCCUCUUGCUGUCAUGGCUGAACCAUCUGUCCCUGUAGUCUUCUGAAAAGACAGUGCCUCGUGGGGUCACUUUUGGGGCACUGGGACCCACCCACCAUGUCCACUUGUUGAUUAUUGACUAGUGUAAUUUAUAAAAGUACAUUCAGUUAUGAUCAGGUUGCUCUCCAGGAGAGCCCCAAAGUGCCUUUCCUUGCCUAAGCAUCUCUCAGAACAUCACUGCAUUUUGGGAAGGAGGAUUCUGCCUCAGUUGAGCUUUUGCUAAUUCCUUUUUACAAUCAUGAGCUCCACUUGGCACCUGUUUUGUAGUUAACUCUGCACUUCCAGGGGCAGGUAGCAUUAACCUUUGGGCCUGCCUGGUUCCAGUUUUUAAUUUGCAAUUAGAUGUUUUUUUUUUUAAAUAUAAAUUUAAUGAGGUUUCUAAAAGUAUGUAUCAAUUUGAACUGUCUUGGGUUCUUGCAAACUUUUAUUGGUGCUGAACACUAACUAUAUAGCACAGAAAAAAAACCCCGUUUAGAAACAAAGCUAGAGCAGUGUUUCACAGUAAAAGGAAGGCUUUCAGUUAUAUCUAGUCCUAACUUUCUAGAUUAGGAAAUGAAAGAAAAUGGGUUUGUAGUGAAACUUUUUUUUUUUUUAAUAGGUGCUUUUUAGGGAAUUUUUACCUAGGUGUCUUUUGAAUUGAGUGCCAUCAUGGACUGACUGGGGUAUUGAAAGUACCGUAUAUAGCUAAAACUGGGUGAUAACUUGUUAGCAUCCUCUCCCUAACCACCCCUUGGUGCUUUUUGUAUGUGUCCUAGGAGUUUAAUGAAUUGCCAUAAGCAGUUUAGAUACCAGUUGGAUCCUACAAAGCUGAAAUGCAAAAAUAGCCUUAAUUAGAGGUACCAGGAUCACUGUAGUCAGUAGGGCUUACUCAGAUGAAUAAGGGCUAACUGAACUAAUGAUUUAUAGGAUCAGGCUUUUUAUCAGCUAGUCAGUAAUACCACCUUCUGCUCCCUUUUUACUUUUUUAUGAAGGACUGAUACCAACUUCUCAAAUUGCUCCAUCUCCUUAUCCUGCAGUUUCUUCUAGCCAUUUGAAAAAGUUGCCUUAUAAACCAUUGGAAAACUAAGAGGCAUUAGUAUCGAAACAUUUUUUUUUUUUUUUUUUUUCAAUUCCUAACAGCUUAGUUACUGCCUUAAAAAAUAAAAAUAUCAAAAUCCUUUAAAGCUGCUGUGAAUUAGGAAUAAAUGAUUUUGGGAUAGUAGCUGCAUUAUUAGCCCUUUACUAAAAGGGACUGGCAUUUUUAUUUAUAAAUACCAAAGAUGAAGAAACUAAACAAUUAAAAGUUGUGAUAACUUGCUGUGGAAAAAACCCACCCCAUAUAGUAAUAUGUAUUGUGCAUUUUUAGUACAUGUGUUUUAAACUCUUCUGAAACCUCAGAUUGUUCACUUUUUGAGUUAAAGGUGAAGUUUUUCAAAGGCACAAGGAGCAGUUGGGUACCUCAUUCCUGUUGUCUUUCAGUAGAAGUUGGAUGUCUUUGAAGAUAGUCCUCUUGGACACACCUUUCCAGCAGUAAGUUUGUAUCACAGUUGCACUCUAAGCCUGGUUCCUAUUACAGCUGUUCACCAACACUAGGAAAAAAAGUACAAUGUCUUCUUCCCAGGAUCCAUACUGCACUGCUAACAGAUUAAGAUUUUUUGUAUGCCUGUUCAUCUCCCAUGUUAGCCAAACAUUUUUCUUAGCAGCUGGCUUGUGUAUUGAGGUUGUAUGUAUCUUUUAGCUCUUUUUUUAAGCUGCAAGCUGUUGCUGGACUUCUAGGAGUAAUUCCAAUCUGAAUUUCCAAUGGAUCUGAACAUGAGUUAUGCUGCCAGUUCAUCUCUGUAUCAUGCCUAGCACAAAACUGCACUAAGUGUUUCUUAUCACUGUGCCCUGACUCUGCCUUAACCUAUAAGUUGAAAAAGUGUUCUGUAAAUAUUUAAAAGCUGUUACUAAAUUGCACUGUAAAAUUUGGCAGGUGUAUUGUGUGUUGCUGGGGGAGCCAACUUUUUAUGGAAUGAUCUUUGCAUUGUGUUGUGUAAAUAAAAUCCUCUUAGGAAACACAA